CUGAUGUAAAGGGGCAGUUGGGACGGGAGACACCAGAGAUCAAGCUCAGGGCACCCAAGGAGCCAUUCAGCGGCUGACCUCGUGCAAGUGACUGGAAACACAGGACUUGCAGAUGGGUCAGUAUAAGAUACAAUAGAGGACAGGGAAUCAGCUCGGCUUCCACUUCUGAAUAAGGCGUUAAAUUUGCGGAUCCUGGAGUCUCAAAAUUGACUAAAUAAGAAAGAUUGUGUUUCACUGGACUGAAGACUGUCAGUUGAGAUGUUGGGACCUUUGAUGGAAGCUGAUAUCUAUCAUCCAUGUGGCACUUCUGGCUGAAGAUUGCUUCGAAUUGCUCCAGCUUUAUCGUUCGCUCUGACAUGCUGGGAUCCCAAACAUUGAAGUUCAGGAUAAAACAAAGGAAUAAUCAGUGCUGAAAAUCUGAGACAAAAACAGAGAUUUAUGGAAAAUGCACCACAUCCAGCAGCAAUGUGGAGAGACAGCAGAGUUAACCCUUCAAGUCCAGUAAUCUUUCUUCAGAACUUUUUCAGAUACUUUGAGCUUAUCUAGCAAUUUAUGUUGUUGAAGAUGGGGAUAUUGUGGAGCUUCAUCUUCUACCAGUUUGUUUAAUUGUCUACUACUAUUCACAAUUGGAUAUGGCAGGACCUCAGAGCUUAGAUCUGAUCCUUUGAUUGCAGGAUUAUUUAACUUUGUCUUUCAUUCGCUGCUUUUGUUCUUUGGCAUGCAGAUAGUUUUUCUUUGUAGCUUCACCUCAUUUUACACCUCUUUCUUAGCUUUGCCUUGAAUAGACCCCUAUGCUCUUCUUUGAACCUUGCCUCGAUGUGAAUGGUAGAGUGGAGAUAUGCCAGGUAACAAUGUUGCAGAUAACAUUGGAGUAUGGUUCUGUUGCUGCUGAUACCAAUCCUGAGUUACUCAAUCUGUUCAAAAUCUAUCUCAUUUAGCACACCUCCAGAAGAUCAGUACUAGAAAGGAAAGAGACAGUCAACUCCAAUACAGUCUUCUAACCUUGGAAUUUGGCAUGACUCCUUCCUGGCAACAGCAGGAAUCACACAAGUUGGUUAUUAAGUAAUCGCUUGGUUUUUCAGUUUAUUACCAUGUCAAACCUCAUGAAAACAAAAAUAUUUUAUUCCAUCCAAUAAAAUCCAGCAGGCAGCAGAUGCACCAAUCUUAUUGCUAAAUUAACUUGUGAAAAAUAACCAUCUAAUUAACUCCCUGGGACCUGGCAUUAGGUAUAAUUAUCACCAAUCUUCAGUGAAUUACACAAUGUGCUCAGAGCUUCUGGCAGAAAUGCACGGAAUACCAAAGGGUCUACUGUUUUCCAUUUACUAUCCCAUCAUUGCAGUUAUCGGGAUUCCAGCUAACCUGGUUGUGAUUGUGAUCCUGUCUCAAAGAACAUGUGGUCUCUCUGGGUGUAUCACUUAUUACCUCAUCUCAAUGGCAGUGACAGAUCUCCUGGUCAUAGUUACUGCUGUCCUAUUGAACCGGAUUGCUGGGAUUUAUUUUCCGUUAAGUUUCCUUUCCAUCACCCCAUUGUGCAGUUUACGUUCUGCCCUAAUUUAUGCAUCUAUAGACAGUUCUGUCUGGUUAACAGUCACUUUUACCUUUGACCGAUUUGUCGCCAUUUCAUGUCUAAAGCUGAAAAUAAGAUAUUGCACUAAGAUGAUGGCAGCACAGGUUAUAGGAAUCGUAUCUGCCUUGAGUUGUGUAAAAAAUGCCUUCUUAUAUUUCGUAUAUGAACCUGUGUACAUAAUUAACAAUAUACCGUGGUUCUGUAGUGCAAAAUUAAUAUUUUACACAUCACCUGCAUGGGCUGCAUAUGACUGGAUGCGAUCCAUUGUAACCCCUAGUCUCCCAUUCAUUUUGAUUAUAUUGCUCAAUGCUCUGACUGUCAGACAUGUUCUAGCAGCCAAUAGAGCUCGCAGGAGAGUUCGGGGUCAGAACAAUGGAGAGCACCAGAGUGAUCUGGAGGUGGAGAAGCGGAGAAAGUCCAUUGUUUUACUUUUUGCCAUCUCCUGCAAUUUCAUCCUACUCUAUUUACUAUUCAUGGUAACAAUCCUCUAUGUUCGAAUUGCUGAUGUUACUUAUUUCUCAGGUUCUGAUUCCAGUGAAUCAACAUUCGUUCUUGAGGAAUAUGGGUUUAUGCUUCAGCUUCUGAGUUCCUGCAUCAACCCAUUUAUUUAUGCAGGAGUACAAGCUAAAUUCAGAGCAGAAUUAAUAAAUGGCGUGAAAUAUCCAUGGAGGUUAUUGCAUAAGUCACUAAAAUUGUGA
Rhincodon typus (whale shark) is the source of this 2265-nucleotide messenger RNA. Its product is annotated as probable G-protein coupled receptor 139. Bases 1261 to 2265 code for a protein of 334 amino acids. Gene Ontology annotation, biological process: G protein-coupled receptor signaling pathway. Gene Ontology annotation, cellular component: membrane. The record is from RefSeq and is a predicted model, not a curated record. The transcript is spliced from 3 exons. Gene Ontology annotation, molecular function: G protein-coupled receptor activity. Lineage: Eukaryota; Metazoa; Chordata; Chondrichthyes; Orectolobiformes; Rhincodontidae.